CAAACACGACACAACAUCACAAUGCUCCUACCAAUCUACACGCUAGCGGCUAUAGCGAAUAUAAUCGCGAAAUCGCACAACUAUAACAUUGACCAUGAGCUCAAUCCCUAUUUACGUGUCAAAAAAUCUAUAAGUGAUGUGAAAGUGAACGAAAUAGAACGUUUAUAUCCAGUGGAAAGUGAUCACAGUGAUGUCAAACAAAACAGGCAUUCUUCAAUAAAUAAGGAAAACCUGAAUCCCACUGUAAAUCACCAAGAUGAAUUGAAUGUUAAAGGACGAGAGAAAAGAAGCUAUUAUAUACCCAUUUUACGACCUAUUGAAGAUCUAAGAUCUAGUACCAGUAUACCGACGACAACUAAAGGUGUGUCCAGCACAAUUGAUGUAUUUGAUGAACCAACAACUACUACAACAGAUUCAUCAUACAGUGAUUACAAGGACGAUUAUGAAAAUGGAGGUAAUUUUAUUUACAAAAACCAACAAGUAGACACAUAUAAUAAUGAAACAGAUAAUUUUAACAAUGGACUCAAUAGCACGUCGAUAAAUAAUACACAAGCAUACUAUCCGCUCAGUCACACAUUUAUUCCUGGAUAUAAUAAACCAAAAGAUGUGUUUAAUUUCGAAAAGGGGCCAGUAUACACAAAUUCAACAGAAGCUAAAAUAAACGCUGAACAAGAAAAUGAAGAAGUUUUAAUUAAAGAGAACGGUAACAAUGAAGAAAACAAUGAACGAAUAAAGAGAAGCUAUUAUAUCGCAAGACAUAGUAGCAAACCAGGAAACGCCCAAGCUUACUAUCCACUCAGCCACACAUACAUACCAGGAUAUAAUACACAAGAAGACGUAUUCGACUUCGAUCAAGGUCAAGUUUUGCCAAACUCUAAAAACAAAACUAGCGACACACCGAAUAAAUCAAAAGAGAAAGAAGAUUCACUCAAAAAAGACGAUCGAACACAAGGAACAACAACAAAACGACCUACAACUAAACACAGCUUGGAUCGCAUGACACGGAGCCCUCAACGAAAAGCAAACCAGGAUUAUGAAGACUAUACUCAAUUACAUCCUAAAAAUAAAGGCCCACCUCAUAGAGGGUAUCAAAAUCCUACCAACUUAGACUACGACAACGGUGGUGAAUUCAUAGUGUAUCGUCCCAAACAUGUACACAGAGUAAAACCAAAGCAGGUAACCAGGCCAAAACCCACCACCACGCCGCACACAGGUAAGAAACCUAACCCUCAAACAAAAACACAACCUGAAGAUUCAGAUUCAAAAGAAUCUGAAGAAAAACCUGAUACGUAUUAUAAAAGGGGUAGUGGUCGUAGACAUGCAAACACUCGCUUAAAAAGAAGCUACUACAUGCCAACUUAUGAAUAUGAUCAAUACGGACGCAAACAAACACGCUACCGCCCACUAAGUCAUACAUACAUACCAGGAUAUAAUGAACAAGAAGACGUCUGGCGCUAUGAAGGAGGAAAGGUUUAUCCCUACCCAAGUAAUGGUGAAGGUGAUCUAGACAAUACUGAUAUACAAAGAGGACAAGGUAAUAAAAAGCACAAAAAUACUAACAAAGACGAGACACGCAACAAAAAACACAACUCGUCUAAAGACAAAACGGAUAAAAGUUUACUUGAUAAGAUUAUAAUUAAUCCAAUAAAAAAACUCUUCGGAUAUAGAAAAAAAAGGAGUACAAACAUAGAUAUUCCAAAUAACACAAUAAUAGUACAAAAAAGGAAUGGAGUAACAGACUUCUUGAAUAAUAUGGUGGAAAAAAUACAAAACUACACAAGGGGCGAUAAAGUUAUUAUUACUGAUGAAAAUAGCAUUCACAAUGGAAAAACUAACGAAAAUUAUUUAUCUUCUCUUCCAGAUCCUUAUGGAUAUGGUUACGAUGAUAAAGCAUAUCGAAACAAUCCAUACAACGAGAACCGUAACAAUUAUAACACACAAGAUAAUCGUUAUAAUAACGGAAUGUAUCAGACAUAUCAUCAAAACUACCCUACGAAUAGAGGACUAAAUGGUUACCAGUAUCCUAGUUAUAAUAACCAACGGGGCUACCAAAAAUAUUACUGACAAUAAAGAGAGAACGGAACAGAACGUAACAGAUGGAAUAGAAGAGAACGAGGAAACGGAGGACGAUAGGAUACUUAAAGGCACGUGUUUUAUGUGUAGAAGUGUUGGAUGCCCUUACAAUUAUACAAAAAUAGGUCCUAGUUGCGUUCGUAUUCGUUAAUUUAAACAAAUUUAAUUAUUUUUAAAUUAUAAAUUGUAAUCAUUAAAAAUAUUUAUCCAUCAAUAUCAAUAUAAUAAAGUAAUAUAAUUAAAACAUAUAUUGAUAAGUUUGUGAACCAAGAAUGAAUUCGAUUGACUUAAAAUAAAUUGUUAAUUGUAUUUUAAAGUUAAGUUUUAAAUUUUAUCAUUAAAAAUAAAUAAUUUUGCAUCGGCUUAAAUUUUCAUUUUAUGAUUGAUUUUUAACCAAAAUUUUUUGAUAUUCAACAACACAGUGCAAAACUGUGUUUACCCUUGGUAGGUAGUAAUUUUUAUUAUAUAUAUCUUUCUAAAUAAGACCGCCUGUUUCUAAUCAUUUAUGUAACCUGUUUUAUACAUGUAUAUUUAAGGUAACAAAGUGUAAAUAUCACCAGGACAUUAGCACAUUACAUGUCAUAAAAUAUGUCAGGCCAUAUUUAAAUUGUAUACCUUAUUUUUUUUAAUACUUAAAUUAUUUAAGUACAUUGAAAAAAAUAAACACUAAUAUUAUUUGUUAGUUUA
Messenger RNA from Pieris rapae (cabbage white), 2760 nucleotides. RefSeq names its product GATA zinc finger domain-containing protein 14. Bases 22 to 2064 code for a protein of 680 amino acids. The transcript has 2 exons. NCBI's taxonomy places the organism in Eukaryota, Metazoa, Arthropoda, Insecta, Lepidoptera, Pieridae. The record is from RefSeq and is a predicted model, not a curated record.